Molecule: messenger RNA, 3830 nt
Organism: Etheostoma cragini (Arkansas darter)
Lineage: Eukaryota; Metazoa; Chordata; Actinopteri; Perciformes; Percidae
Gene: hspa4l
Product: heat shock protein 4 like
Exons: 19
Coding region: 299-2797 (832 amino acids)
Biological process (GO): protein folding
Cellular component (GO): nucleus; cytosol
Molecular function (GO): ATP binding; ATP-dependent protein folding chaperone
Source: RefSeq, a predicted model, not a curated record
AAGCCUCUGGGUGAAGUGAGGGCCGCCUCGGAGUGGAAGAAUCCGGUCUGGACAUCAUUACUCUCUGGGAUUACUCUGAAUGAGUUUGCUAUAAACAGCUUGACUUACAUAAUAGCUAGUAAUUCUGUUAGUACUCCCUCAGCUAGCUUUCCCGUAGAUUUUCAUAGCAGAGGACACGCUUAGUUACAUUUCAAUUUGGAAUAGACCGCCGUUGUAUGUUUAUACCUAUUCCUUAUAGCUGUCAAGUGCGGUCGUUGCGGAGGAUAAUUUACUAGAGGCGAUUUUUUUUGUGUUCAUUAUGUCAGUCGUAGGGAUUGAUGUGGGAUACCAAAAUUGUUACAUCGCUGUUGCCAGGAGCGGCGGCAUUGAAACCAUUGCCAAUGAAUACAGUGACAGAUGCACCCCGGCUUGUGUAUCUUUGACCGCGAAAAACCGCAUGAUUGGAAAUGCAGCCAAAAGUCAAAUCACAACAAAUUUCAAAAAUACAGUCCAUGGCUUUAAAAAGUUCCACGGCAGAGCAUUUGAUGACCCAUUUGUCCAAGCGGAAAAACCCAAACUGCCAUACAGUUUACACAAACUGGCCAAUGGAAACGCUGGAAUUAAGGUGCGUUAUUUGGAUGAAGACAAAGUGUUCACUUUCGAGCAGAUCACUGGGAUGCUGCUCACCAAGCUGAAGGAGACGUCGGAGAGCGCCCUGAAGAAGCCCGUGGUGGACUGUGUAAUCUCUGUCCCAAGUUUCUUCACAGAUGCUGAAAGGCGAUCAGUGUUUGAUGCUACUCAAAUUGCAGGGCUGAACUGUUUACGACUAAUUAAUGACACCACUGCAGUGGCUUUGGCCUAUGGGAUCUAUAAACAGGACCUUCCUACUCCAGAAGAGAGGCCGAGAAAUGUGAUAUUUGUUGACAUGGGACAUUCAUCAUUCCAGGUCUCCAUCACUGCCUUCAACAAAGGCAAACUCAAGGUCCUCGCCACGGCAUUUGACUUAUACCUCGGUGGACGUAAUUUUGACGAGGCCUUGGUAGAUUACUUUUGCGAGGAGUUUAAGAGCAAGUACAAGCUUAAUGUGAGGGAGAACCCAAGGGCUCUGCUGCGGCUGCACCAGGAGUGCGAGAAGCUGAAGAAGCUAAUGAGUGCCAACUCCUCUGAUCUGCCUAUGAACAUAGAGUGCUUCAUGAAUGACAUUGAUGUUUCCGGCAGGAUGAACAGGGGCCAGUUUGAAGACAUGUGUGCUCAAUAUCUGAUGAGAGUAGAUAUGCCACUGAAAGCAGUUCUUGAACAAUCAAAGCUAAGCCGGGAUGAUAUCUAUGCAGUGGAGAUUGUUGGAGGAGCAACGAGAAUCCCAGCUGUCAAAGAAAGAAUCGCCAAGUUUUUUGGCAAAGACAUCAGCACCACGCUUAAUGCAGACGAAGCGGUCGCUAGAGGCUGUGCACUUCAGUGUGCAAUUCUGUCUCCAGCCUUUAAGGUACGCGAAUUCUCCAUUACCGACGUGGUUCCCUUUCCUAUUACUCUUCGCUGGAAAUCCCCAACAGAGGAUGGAUUGGGAGAGUGUGAGGUGUUUGGUAAGAAUCACGCUGCUCCGUUUUCCAAAGUGAUCACCUUUCACAAGAAGGAACCCUUUUCCCUUGAAGCCUUUUACAGCAGCCCUCAAGAGCUCCCAUACCCAGACCACAGGAUAGGAUGUUUCUCUGUACAGAAUGUGGCUCCCCAGCCAGAUGGAGACAGCUCUAAAGUGAAGGUCAAAGUGCGUGUCAACGUCCAUGGCAUCUUCAGCGUGUCCAGCGCCUCUCUGAUUGAAAAGCAGAAAGGAGAGGGAGAGGACAUGCAAAUUGACUCGGAGCCGAUGGUGCAGAAUGAAGGAAAGGCAGAGGAGCAGACCAAAAUGCAGGUGGACCCGGAAGGCCAAAGCCAGUGGGACCAGCAGAAUGAGGACGACAGUUCCAGCAGUAAGGAGGGGACUUCUGGGGAAAAGCAGGACCCAGCAGCGGGGGGUAGCAAGCCCAAAGUCAAGGUGAAGAGUAUUGACCUGCCUAUUGUGGCCAACAACAUUCGACAGCUUGACAGUGAUGUCCUUAACGACUUUGUGGAGUAUGAGCAUCAGAUGAUAGUCCAGGACAAAUUGGUUAAAGAGCUGAAUGAUGCUAAAAAUGCUGUUGAGGAGUAUGUGUAUGAUCUGCGGGACAAACUUUGUGGGAUCUAUGAAAAGUAUAUCACUGAGGAGGACAGCAACCGACUGACGCUGAUGCUGGAGGACACAGAGAACUGGCUGUAUGAGGAUGGAGAGGACCAACCCAAACAAGUCUAUGAGGAGAAGCUGGGUGCACUCAAGAGGUUGGGCCAACCCAUUCAGGAUCGGCACAGAGAGCACGAGGACAGGCCGAGGGCUUUUGAAGAGCUUGGAAAGAAACUGCAAUUCUACAUGAAGUUGGUGGAUUUCUAUAAUCAGAAGGAUGAGCGAUACCUGCAUUUGAGUGCCGGGGAAAUGAGCACUGUGGAGAAGUGUGUGAAUGAAAGCAUGGGUUGGAUGAACGGCAUGAUGAACGCACAGAGCAAACUCUGCAUUACUCAAGAUCCCGUUGUUAAAGUAGCAGAAAUCAUUGCCAAAAUACAGGAACUAGAAGAUAUAUGUUAUCCAGUCAUCAACAAGCCAAAACCCACAGUGGAGGAGGCCCCUGAAGUGAAUGACCAAAACAGUGGAGCUCAUAAUGGCCCUACAGCCAAACAAGGAGCAGAAGGGAAGGUAGACGCAAAGGGAAGCCAGCAGACAAAGCCUGGCACAAAAGAGAUGGAGGUGGACUGAGACCAGUAUCGGAGAAGAAAACUCUUCAACCAUCAUCGCAUUUACUACAACCGACCAUUUAGACAGUAGAAACAUCAGUACCAGGGACCGUUUCUCAAUCAUUACCAGCCACUUUCGUGGAUUUCUUUUUUGUAUCUCCCCCACCCAUUGGACGUUACCUUUUCAGAUUUUUGUUUUCAUCCUUAUAUGUGACAAUGGUGUGCUUUACUCUCUCAAAGAUUUGACGCACUUAAUAAAUGAAAGAAUGAUGCUGUAGAUUACACUGAUUCUGAUGUAAAACUGUUUCCUCUGUACUACAAAGGAAGGUGUCCUUUGUGUUUGCAUUCCAUGUGUCUCAUAAGCAUCCAGUCUUAGCAGUAAAUCCUACCACUCAAAGGAGAAACACUUAGUGCUGUCCAAACAAUUGCUAUUGCUGAACUAUUAAUUUGUAUGCAAUACUACAAAUUAUAUUAUUAUAUUUAACAAGUUUAAAAUUAUGUCUGUCUAGAAACUAGGGCUGCAACUCACGAUUCAUUGGUUGAUUAUUUUCUCGAUUAAUUGUUUGGUUUAUAAAAGGGUGAAAAAUUUGGAUCAGUGUUUCACAAAAACCCAAGACAGCCUCAAAUGUCUUCUUCUGUCCACAACUUAAAGAUAUUCAGUUUACUGUUACAGAGGAGAGAAGAAACUAGAAAAUAUUAACAUUUAACAAGCUGGAAUCAAAAGGAUUUUUACUUUUGUAUUAAAACAAAUUACUCAAACCAACUAAACAAUUAUCAAAAUAGUUGGUGAUUAAUUUAAAAGUUGACAACUAAUCGAUUAAUCGUUGCGCUACUAGAAACUGUAAAUACUAUUUUAGUAAAUAAGAACAGUUAGCAUAUAAUAAUAUAUGUACAUAAAUAACAUUCCUAGUACAGUGGCAAUGCUUGAUACAUCAACUCUCUUUAGGAAGUGAUAGGUUGCCUAUAUAUCCUUUUUUUUUUCUUGCAUUGUUCCACACUUACGUUAUGGGAUUUCAAGAUGGGAAAAAUAAAUAUAUUUGUCUGUAAGACAAAAU